Messenger RNA from Cylicocyclus nassatus, 774 nucleotides. Lineage: Eukaryota; Metazoa; Nematoda; Chromadorea; Rhabditida; Strongylidae. The record is from the annotation of a GenBank genome assembly.
AUGAUUAACAUUUUAUCGCUGUUGUUAUUCUGGCUCCAAUGUUUUAGCAAAGGAAAUGCCAACUACGCUUCCAAGGCCCACGAGGUUUUCGAGAAGAUCUUCGUAGGGUAUAAUAGGCAUAUAAGACCAGUUCGAAAUUUGUCUACAACUACAGUGGUUUUUAUGGACAAUGGCUUGCGAUCCAUCCUCCACACCGAUGAGGUUAACCAAGUGCUGGUGCUGAAGGAAUGGUUGAGAAUGUUUUGGCGAGACGAGUUCCUUACUUGGAACCCGGCCGACUACGACAAUAUCACCGAGAUCAAAGUUCCACGAAGUUUGAUUUGGCUGCCUGACGUUAUAAGAAUUGAUGUGCUGGAUCAAUCCCAACUUAUGGACGAUGAUCGCAGUUUUGUACUACUAGAUCAUACAGGCUUCAUUAGACAUUCAGUAGAUCACGUGCUCAAAGUGUUUUGCAAUUAUAAAAUCACUAUGUUUCCUUUUGAUCAUCAAAACUGCACAAUUCACUAUGAGCCAUGGCAUUCCACUCUAAAGGAGGUUUUUAUCGAAGUGCAUCCAGAACCUGACAUCAAUAAUUACCGUCCCAGCAAUGAAUGGGACCUUAUCUCCUACAAAUCCCGAACAGGCAUUGGUUCAUACCCUCCUAUUCUAUCCGACUCCACCUCUCGUGCUUAUUAUGAUAUUGUUAUCAAGAGAAGGGUUUUUCGUUCUCAUGGAAAUUCUUAUUGGAGCGUUAGCAACCGCAACAACGGUCUACGUAUCACAUCUGCAGAGUAA